Messenger RNA from Ricinus communis (castor bean), 3578 nucleotides. RefSeq names its product zinc protease PQQL-like. Gene Ontology annotation, molecular function: metalloendopeptidase activity; metal ion binding. The record is from RefSeq and is a predicted model, not a curated record. The transcript is spliced from 21 exons. Gene Ontology annotation, biological process: proteolysis. Bases 148 to 3177 code for a protein of 1009 amino acids. Lineage: Eukaryota; Viridiplantae; Streptophyta; Magnoliopsida; Malpighiales; Euphorbiaceae.
ACAAACAAACAAAAAAGGUAAUAAACUGCCAUACCGUUACUUUUGAUUAAAAAACAUCUUAUAUCUCCUUCUCUUGUGAAAUGAAUUAAAAAUUAUUUAUAACAGACAAAGACAUUUCCCGGAAAAAGGAAAUCGAGAGAUACAGAAAUGGAUUUGCUACCAUCGGAGACAUCACAGAUCGCGAAGAAACAUAGAUUCCGGUCACUAAAACUGGUCAACAUCGACCUAGACCAAGUUCUAGAAGGUGAACCUUUCGGCGCUGAGUACGGCCGUCUCGAUAACGGCCUCUUUUACUACGUCCGCCUUAACUCCAAGCCUCGAAUGCGUGCUGCUCUCGCUCUCGCCGUCAAGGCCGGCUCAGUUUUGGAAGAGGAAGAGGAGCGUGGAGUUGCACACAUAGUAGAGCAUCUCGCAUUUAGCGCGACGAAAAAAUAUACGAAUCAUGAUAUUGUUAAGUUUCUCGAGAGUAUUGGAGCUGAGUUUGGUGCUUGUCAAAAUGCUGUUACUUCUGCUGAUGAAACUGUAUAUGAGCUUUUUGUGCCUGUUGAUAAACCUGAAUUGUUGUCUCAGGCUAUUUCAGUUAUGGCUGAGUUUAGUACUGAGGUUAGGGUUUCUAAAGAUGAUUUAGAGAAAGAAAGAGGAGCUGUUAUGGAAGAGUAUAGAGGGAAUAGGAAUGCUAGUGGAAGAAUGCAGGACGCUCAUUGGGUUCUCAUGAUGGAGGGUUCUAAGUAUGCUGAUCGAUUACCAAUUGGAUUAGAGAAAGUGAUUCGGACAGUUUCUGCUGAAACUGUAAAGCAGUUCUACAGGAAAUGGUACCAUUUGCAUAAUAUGGCAGUGAUAGCGGUUGGAGAUUUUUCUGAUACCAAGAGUGUAGUUGAGUUAAUAAAGAUGCAUUUCGGUCAGAAAGUUUCAGAACGGGAUCCUCCACAGAUUCCAGUAUUUCAAGUUCCAUCUCAUGAGGAACCACGCUUUUCAUGUUUUGUUGAAUCUGAAGCUGCUGGGUCUGCAGUCAUGAUUAGCUAUAAGAUGCCAGUGGAUGAGCUGAAGACAGUGAAGGAUUACAAGGAUAUGCUUCUAGAAUCCAUGUUUCUCUAUGCUCUAAACCAGAGAUUCUUUAAAUUAUCUCGUAGAAAGGAUCCACCCUACUUCUCUUGCUCAGCUGCAGCAGAUGCUCUAGUUCAUCCAUUGAAGGCCUGUAUAAUGACUUCAGCCUGUAAAGAAAAAGGCACUCUAGAGGCCCUAGAAUCAAUGCUUCUUGAGGUUGCAAGAGUGCGAUUACAUGGUUUUUCAGAACGUGAAAUAUCAAUUGUUCGAGCUUUACUAAUGGCAGAAAUUGAAUCUGCCUAUCUGGAGCGUGAUCAAAUGCAAUCAACCAACUUGCGUGAUGAAUAUUUACAACAUUUUCUUCGAAAUGAACCGGUAGUUGGGAUUGAGUAUGAGGCUCAACUUCAAAAAACGAUUCUACCUCAAAUAUCGGCACUGGAAGUAUCCAAAUACUCAGAAAAGUUACAAACAUCAUGUAGCUGUGUCAUAAAGACAAUUGAACCUCAAGCUUCUGCUACAGUUGAUGAUUUGAAAAAAGUGCUACUGAAAAUAAAUGCUCUCGAGGCAGAAGGAAGCAUUUCUCCUUGGGAUGAUGAGAACAUUCCAGAGGAAAUUGUUGCUACAAAGCCAAAUCCAGGGAGUGUCCUGCAUCAGCUUGAAUAUUCAAACAUUGGGGCUUCUGAAUUAAUCCUAUCAAAUGGCAUGCGAAUUUGCUAUAAAUGUACGGACUUCCUUGAUGAUCAGGUUCUUUUUACAGGAUUCUCAUAUGGUGGUCUAUCUGAAAUCCCAGAAAGUGAUUACUUUUCAUGCUCCAUGGGAUCAACCAUUGCUGGAGAAAUUGGUGUAUUUGGUUAUAGGCCACCAGUUCUCAUGGAUAUGCUUGCUGGUAAGAGAGUUGAAGUUGGUACAAAGCUUGGAGCAUACAUGAGAACUUUUUCAGGAGAUUGUUCACCUUCAGAUCUGGAAACAGCUUUACAGCUUGUCUACCAACUGUUUACGACAAAUGUAACACCUGGAGAAGAAGAUGUUAAAAUAGUGAUGCAAAUGGCAGAGGAAGCAGUUCGUGCUCAAGAAAGAGAUCCUUAUACUGCUUUUGCAGACCGAGUUAAGGAGCUGAACUAUGGGAACUCCUAUUUUUUUAGGCCUAUUAGAAUUAAUGAUCUGCAGAAAGUUGAUCCAAUGAAAGCCUGUGAAUAUUUUAAUAGCUGCUUUAAGGAUCCUUCAACUUUUACAGUUGUGAUUGUUGGGAAUCUUGAUCCCACCAUUGCAGUUCCUCUGAUUUUGCAGUAUUUGGGUGGAAUUCCAAAACCUUCCGAACCUAUUCUCCACUUUAACCGGGAUGAUCUCAAAGGCUUGCCAUUUACUUUUCCUACAAGCAUAAUAAGAGAAGUGGUCCGAAGCCCCAUGGUGGAAGCACAGUGUUCAGUUCAGCUAAGCUUUCCUGUGGUGCUGAAGAAUGGGACAAUGGUAGAAGAGAUUCAUCGGAUUGGCUUCUUGAGCAAACUUCUUGAAACAAAAAUUAUGCAAGUUCUACGUUUCAAGCAUGGGCAGAUAUAUUCUGCUGGUGUAUCAGUAUUCCUCGGUGGUAAUAGACCUUCCCGGACUGGUGAUAUACGUGGUGACAUUAGCAUAAAUUUUUCUUGUGAUCCUGGAAUCUCCUCGAAACUGGUUGAUUUGGCUUUGGAUGAAAUAUUACGGCUUCAAGAGGAAGGACCUAAAGAUCAGGAUGUCUUGACUGUACUUGAACUUGAGCAAAGGGCCCAUGAAAAUGGACUGCAGGAGAACUUCUACUGGCUAGAGAGGAUUUUACGCAGUUACCAGUCAAGGAUCUACAAUGGUGAAUUGGGCACAGCCUUUGAGAUUCAAGAUGAAGGAAGGUCUAAUGUUAGACAAUCCCUUACAACAUCAGCAGUGCAGUUGACACUGCAAAGAAUACUGCCUUGUCCUUGCAAAAAACAGUACACUGCAGUCAUUCUAAUGCCUCAGACAUCCCGCAUUCAGUUGCUGAGGUCAUUCUUCCAAUCUACUCGGACUAGUUAUGCCAGAGAUGCCAAGAUUAUAGCAAGCAUUGCUGGUUGUACCGUUUUGGCUCUCACUUUCUGGAGAUAUUCAAGAAGUUCUCUAAGAUCUUAGGAGGUUUUUCUGUAGCAGAGGUUCAUAUACUUGGGAAAACGGAGAUUUGGAUACAAGUUUAGAAUUAUAUGUUAACGAUUUCAUAAAAUAAAUUAGAUUAAACGUUUGAUGGAAAAUAAAAAUCACCAAAACUAUAGGGGAAGCAUUUAGAAUUAUACAUGGGCCUAUUGCGUAAUAAUCAUCUAGGUCUGGUCAGUGUAUCAUCAUUCUUCAAUUCUUCGUUCCUUUAUCUUCCUUCACUUUCUUAUGUGGUGCAAGUGUAACAUUAUUUCCAUUAGUGAUUUAUUUUAUAUAUUCUAGAAAUACAUUGUAAACAAUAUACUUGUACUGUGAUCGAUUAGGAACAUUUACCACAGAUUCCUAGUAUUCCAUUGCAACAAUGAAAUUGUGUUUCUGGCUAA